AUGUUCAGUUGGUUAUCGUGCAUUGCGAAGAAGCCAUCGCAAACAACAAUUAACUCAUUCAACGACAUCCAUCCGGCAGUGCUCGAUCUACUUUACAAUCAGCUGACGGGUCAGUUGGCUAAAUAUGUGAAAGAUUUGGGGGACAAAGGCGGGGUGAAACGUGAGGAAUUCUUUUACGGACUGACCGCUUUCGUUUGUUUCUAUCUGGUGUUCGGUUCAGAGGCCGGUCUGAUGUGCAAUCUGCUCGGAUUCGUUUAUCCUGCAUUCGCCACUCUUCAGAUGAGCGAAUUCGGUCAAGCGAAAGAUCAAGCGGUCGCAUGGCUUAUUUACUGGACCGUUUUUCGUGCUUUCCCACUUACCGAUUUCUAUGCGGAUACAAUCCGUUACUCUUUUCCGAUUUAUUGGCUUUGUAAGGCCAUUUUCCUGGUCUAUUUGUUUUUGCCACAAACUGGUGGUGCACAAAAGUUCUAUGAAAAAUUAGUGGCUCCCACAUUCGGUCGUAUCGAAUCGGCGAUUGUUAAUUAUGACAGCAAGAAGAAAGAAUAA
Anisakis simplex (herring worm) is the source of this 546-nucleotide messenger RNA. Lineage: Eukaryota; Metazoa; Nematoda; Chromadorea; Rhabditida; Anisakidae. The record is from the annotation of a GenBank genome assembly.